CGGGGCUGCUCAGUGUGGCGGUAGCGGACUGACUGACGGAAGGAGCCAGCGACGUGCCCGGAGCUCCUGCGCCCAGAACCUGACCAGAGCCAGCUGCCUCCUCCUCCAACUCGCGCGCUGUGCCCAGACCAGGCCAGGCCAGACCAGGCCAGGCCAGCCUUGGCCGCGGCUGCCUCUCCUCCACCUCUGCUUACUUCGCCUCGCCUCGGAUCUCCACGCCGUGCCCCCGCCAUGGUGUCCUGGAUCAUCUCCAGGCUGGUGGUGCUCCUGUUUGGCACUCUUUAUCCUGCAUAUUAUUCUUACAAGGCAGUAAAGUCAAAGGACAUUAAGGAAUAUGUAAAAUGGAUGAUGUACUGGAUUAUAUUUGCACUUUUUACAACAGCAGAGACAUUCACGGAUAUCUUUCUUUGCUGGUUCCCCUUCUAUUAUGAACUAAAAAUAGCCUUCGUGGCCUGGUUGCUGUCUCCCUACACAAAGGGCUCCAGCCUCCUCUACAGGAAGUUUGUGCAUCCUACGCUGUCUUCGAAAGAAAAGGAAAUCGAUGACUGCCUGGUCCAAGCCAAAGACCGGAGCUAUGAUGCCCUGGUGCACUUUGGGAAGCGGGGGCUGAACGUCGCGGCCACCGCCGCUGUGAUGGCUGCUUCCAAGGGACAAGGUGCCUUGUCGGAGAGGCUCAGAAGCUUCAGCAUGCAAGACCUCACUACCAUCCGUGGUGACGGGGCUCCUGUCCCCUCUGGCCCACCUCCCUCAGCCUCUGUGCGGACCAGUGGCAAACACGGCCAGCCCAAGAUGUCCAGAAGUGCAUCUGAGAGUGCUGGAAGUUCAGUGUGUACUUGCUGCUCCUCAUGCAGGACCUGGAAAGUGGUUGAGGGAGAUGUGAAUGAGGGGGGUGUGAAGUUAUGGAAGCCCCAACGAGACAAGAACCCAUUGGUAUUUUCCGAUGAGGAAGAGGAAGACCUGUUGGAUUACAUGUACAAGUUUAAAGCACCCCGGAAGACGGAAAGACCUCUGGAGGCACCGCCUAGGACCCUUCGUUCUCGCUUCAGGAAGAAAUGUACCUCAUCCCCUGCCACUGAAACCAUGUGAGACAAGCCAACAGCACCGGGAUCCACAGAACGCCUCUUCUCUGCCUUAAAGAGCUAUUUACUUAAUAACCUAGAAAUCUGGGAGCUGGGUGUGCUUUGAGUGGGCAGCAUUGUACUCAUGGCCUUCUCUCUCUCCUCUUCCUCUUUUUUUUUUUAAUUAAUUUUCCCAGAGGAAGGAGCUAUGGGUGGGAUAGCAAGGGGUGGCCUUUAAAUCCCCUGAAGCAGGUAGUUUUCACAGCUCAAUUGUCAUCAACUUGACUGAAGAACAUCAUUGGGGAAAUCGCCUCUGCUGUCAGAAAUACAGAAGUGUUUGGGGUAUCAGUUUGUAAUUUAUCCGUUGUUUACCUAGUUUUUAUCUCCAUAAAAGCAAACGAUAGCAAUUAAAAAUAUCUCCUCUCCUUGAUAAGAAUAUUUUGGAUCAUCAUGUAUUUUAUAUUUUAUGGUAUUUUUUUGGUUAAAAUAAAGAGGCUUGCAGGGGCCAUCAUAGUUAUGCAAAGAGACUGGGAAAAAAAGGAGGACGGGGUUGGUUUGUUCUUUUUCAAAGCAACAAACCCACUGAUAUUUUUGUUCCCAUAUAGAAUUUGUAAAAGCUUCCAGGUAACUCGAGUAGGUGCCUGGCAAGUAUUUCACUACAUGAGAAAGGACAGAAAAAAAUAGAGAUGGAAUGAAGAGAGAUCUGGUAGUCACCCCUCUCUGCCACGUUUUUCUUUUCCAUUCCCAGUAAGCCCUAGGGUUUUCCAGAUGACCCCCUGACAUGUACCAGGAAGCUGAACACCACACAAUGAAGGGUUUAAGGUCUAUGCAUUGAAUUCAGGGCCAGGAACCCUUGAAUCCUGAUUGGGGCCUUGACAUUUCUGCUUGAUGUAACCAUAGGCAGGAUCCUUAACCUUACAAAACUUCCUGGGGAUGCACCUGUCUCUCAGGAAUGUCAUAUGGACUCAUGCACAGAACAAGCUUAUUGGUUG
Gracilinanus agilis (Agile Gracile Mouse Opossum) is the source of this 2050-nucleotide messenger RNA. It is a transcript of the gene REEP1, whose product is annotated as receptor accessory protein 1. The transcript has 9 exons. Gene Ontology annotation, cellular component: endoplasmic reticulum tubular network; cytoplasmic microtubule; endoplasmic reticulum membrane. The record is from RefSeq and is a predicted model, not a curated record. Lineage: Eukaryota; Metazoa; Chordata; Mammalia; Didelphimorphia; Didelphidae. Bases 232 to 1086 code for a protein of 284 amino acids. Gene Ontology annotation, biological process: endoplasmic reticulum tubular network organization. Gene Ontology annotation, molecular function: microtubule binding.